AUGCGCCGGGAGUGGGAGAAGCUUGAGGCAGAGCGCCACCGACUCUCCGACUGGGAGGUCCGCCUGGACGACCGCAUCAACUCCGUCUCCGCCCGCUACGCCGAGGAGCGCGCCAAGCUCGUGCUGGGGCGCGAGCUCCUACGGGAGGAGAUGGAGCAGGCCCGCGACCGAGAGGCGGUUGCGCUCCAACGGGAAAAGGCGGCCACGCGGCGGGAAGCGGAAGCCCUUAAGCGGCAUAUCGCCACGGAGGAGAGGAUGUUGGCGGCGGCAGAUAGGGAGCGGACCGCCCUAGAGCUGGCGGCCCAGGCCAGGAAGGCGUCGGCAGUGGUCGAGGCGGAAAAGUCCGCCCUCGCAGAUUUGGCAGCGGCGGCAGCAAAGAGAGAAGAAGGGCUGGCCGCCCGCGAAGCAGAGAAGAUAGCCAGGAUGGAAGCCAUGGACAACCAUGAGCUGAGGGAGUACAUGUUACAAAAGAAAGGAACACUUCAGAGCCAGAUGAAAGUAACAAUUAAGAAGGUCCCAAGUAUGCAGAUAGUCUACCUGGGCAGCGACAGAAUGUCCCCCCGCGAUGUCCCUGAUCCAACGGCCAUCCAGCAGUGCUUGAGCUACGGUGUUGAUUAA
Molecule: messenger RNA, 618 nt
Organism: Panicum hallii
Lineage: Eukaryota; Viridiplantae; Streptophyta; Magnoliopsida; Poales; Poaceae
Product: eukaryotic translation initiation factor 4 gamma-like
Exons: 3
Coding region: 1-618 (205 amino acids)
Source: RefSeq, a predicted model, not a curated record